This is a messenger RNA of Papaver somniferum (opium poppy), 1436 nucleotides long. RefSeq names its product U-box domain-containing protein 15-like. Gene Ontology annotation, cellular component: nucleus; cytoplasm. NCBI's taxonomy places the organism in Eukaryota, Viridiplantae, Streptophyta, Magnoliopsida, Ranunculales, Papaveraceae. The record is from RefSeq and is a predicted model, not a curated record. The coding region runs from base 184 to 1278 and encodes 364 amino acids. The transcript is spliced from 2 exons. Gene Ontology annotation, molecular function: protein binding.
CAAGCACAUGCGCAUAGUAUGUGGUUCCGUACCCUUCCUCGUUGGAAGGGCCUGCCUGCCUUGUCUAGCUGUAUCUGUCUACUUCCCAAAUCUCAGAUUCAUACUAAAAACCCAACAUUUCCGACUUCAGUGACUCGCUCGGUCUUAAUGAGUCAAAGGUUUAUAGAGUGAAGUGAAGUGAAAAUGAGAGUUGAUCAAGAAGAAGAGACUUGCAAAUCAAAAAGAGAGAUUCUGAUCAGAGAAUUGUCGUUGAAGCUUAAUAAUAGAGAUGAAUUUCUACAAGUUAAAAUCCAAGCAGCUAAAGAUAUUAGAAAGAUUGCUAAAUCUUCUGUUAAGGCUCGUUCUUGUUGUGGAGUUGCAGGGAUUGUACAACCUUUGAUUUCUAUGAUUUCUUGUUCGAAUUUAGAAGCUACUGAAUCUGCAUUGCUCGCUCUUCUCAAUAUCGCUGCCCGGAAUGAACGAAACAAAGUCAUAAUAGUGACAUCAGGUGCGGUUCCGUCUCUGGUCGAACUUCUUAAAUCCCAGAAUGGUCAUUUAAGAGAUUUAGCUACUGCAGCAAUUUUGACACUCUCAUCUUCACCUUCUAAUAAACCAACAAUUGCGAUUUCUGGAGCUAUACCUCUUCUAGUUCAGACUCUCAGCUCUAGUAGUGUCCAAGGAAAAGUAGACGCUGUCACAGCUUUAUACAAUCUCUCUACCUGCACAAAAAAUUCGACUCCUGUUAUCACGGCUGAAGCAGUUCCUCCUUUGCUUACCCUACUCCAAGAGUGCAAAAAAUACUCCAAAUUUGCUGAGAAAACAAGUGCGUUACUCGGAAUCUUGGCCAACUCCGAAGAAGGACGGUUAGCAAUUUCGGACUCUACUAUGGGAAUUCUGACAUUGGUUGAAACUGUGGAAGAUGGAUCUUUAAUCAGUACUGAGCAUGCAGUUGGAGCGCUGCUGUCUUUAUGCUGGAGUUGCAGAAAUAAAUAUAGAGAACUUAUCCUGAAAGAAGGUGCAAUUCCAGGUCUCUUGCGAUUAACAGUGGAAGGCACAGGAGUAGCUCAAGAAAGAGCUCGAACACUGCUUGAUUUGCUCAGAGAUUCUCCGCAGAAGAGAUUGCCGGCAUCUUCAUUGUUAGAGAGUAUUAUUUCGGAUAUCGCUCUCAGGGUGGAUGGGGCAGACAAAGCUGCUGCUGAAACAGCUAACAGGUUAUUACUAGACAUGGUUCAGAGAGGCAUGGAACUCAGCAUUUGUCACCUCCAGCUUAAGGCUGCAUCUUUUACACCUUCACAGUAACCAUCUGUAUGGAACUUCUCUAAUUUGAUAGAUUUCAAUAAGCCAGUUGAAGCUAUCCCAGUUGUAUCACUUACGCCUGUGAGUCAUUGCCACAAUCGAGUAAACGGCUCAAAUAGAAUGCAAAUAUUUAGUUCGCAAUAAUGGAAGUGUGCUUGCAA